AUGGCUGUUAAGCGUGCCACACCUUUGCGGUCUUUGAACCCACAGCGCUUUGCACGGAUCGUCGGCCGGCGACUGUACAGCAGCCGGGGCCCAACAGUGGCUGUCUUAUUCCAAGAUAUUGACCCUCCAAUCAUUAACGGGGUUCGUAAACCUCGUAAACCAGGUGGCUAUCAAGACUCAGGAGCAGAUAUUGCCUACACAUUGAGGUCAAAGGGUAUCAACAUAACUACCCCCGAUGUCUCGCCACAAGUGUUCAAACAUGAAGGCUGGUGCUUCUCAGAUACAGAGGAAGGCAUCGUCUCCGCCGUCAAUAACGGCGCUACUCAUCUGUGGGCUAAUACAAUCCUAUUUGAUUCGCACCCGCUGCAGCGAUCUGAGAAAUUGACAUCCUAUGCCUCGGAUCUAUAUUUCGUGGGCGGCUACACUCUGCCACACUCAUGGCUAGUGACCGACUCUGAUAACCUCGACGAAUUUGUCGGCUCAAUCAAAGGCUUCCCUGUUGUAGGCAAACCCGUUCGCGGACGCGGUAGCCAUGGCGUAAAGCUAUGCCAUACCCCCGUCCAGCUUAAGCAACAUAUCGAGGUUCUUCUUGGAGAGUCGCCUCUGAUCAUGGUAGAAGAGUACCUAGCAGGCGAGGAGGCUACUAUCACAGUUAUGCCGCCAUCGCCGGAACGGCCUGAGCACUGGAGUAUGCUGCCUGUGACGAGAUUCAACCAUGCGGAUGGCAUUGCUCCGUACAAUGGGUCUGUCGCGGUGACGGCAAACUCCCGAGUUGUGACGAACGAGGAGAUGAAAGAUCCAGCAUAUGGAAAGGUGAUGGAAGAAUGUCAAAGCGUCGCCAAGCUCAUUGGAGCAACGGCGCCGAUCCGAAUUGACGUGCGACGUUUCCGGGCGGGCUCGGAGUUUGCGCUUUUUGAUAUCAACAUGAAGCCGAAUAUGACUGGCCCUGGUCGUCCCGGUCGCGAGGAUCAGGCCAGCUUGACUGCCAUGGCAGCGGCUGCCAUCGGUUGGGACUAUGGAACCCUCCUGCAGAAGAUUUUGGCCAGCGCACAGCGUCUAAGUGCUUUCCGUGAUUAUCGUAGUCCAUUCUAA
Molecule: messenger RNA, 1092 nt
Organism: Aspergillus nomiae NRRL 13137
Lineage: Eukaryota; Fungi; Ascomycota; Eurotiomycetes; Eurotiales; Aspergillaceae
Exons: 4
Coding region: 1-1092 (363 amino acids)
Biological process (GO): peptidoglycan biosynthetic process
Molecular function (GO): ATP binding; D-alanine-D-alanine ligase activity; metal ion binding
Source: RefSeq, a predicted model, not a curated record